GUAUAUAGAUAAAACGAACCAACGAACAAGCAGAAAAGUUAGAGAGAGAGAGAGAGAGAGAGAGAGAGACCAGAAGGAUAAGUAUUAAUAGGGCCUCCGGCACUGGUCCCGGCGAAAUGGCACGAACAAGGUUCCCCGGAAAACUCUGCUGCGCCACCUUCUUCUUCUUCUUGCUCUGCUGCUCCUAUGCUUCCCGGCCGUCGCGCCCUCCCAUCUCCAACAGCAGCGGCGGCGGCGCGAUCACCCAUCUCCCUGGCUUCCAGGGCCCCCUCCCCUUCCACCUCCAGACAGGGUACGUGGAGGUGGACCAGAGCAAUGGCGUCCGCCUCUUCUACUACUUCGUCCGCUCCGAGCGCAGCCCGGCCGACGACCCUCUCAUGCUCUGGCUCACCGGCGGCCCCGGGUGCUCCGUCCUCAGCGGCCUCGCCUACGAGAUCGGCCCUCUCAGCUUCGACAUUAAGGGCAAUGUCGACGGCUUCCCUAAGUUGAUGUACAAUCAAGAUUCAUGGACCAAGGUGAGCAAUGUCAUUUUUCUUGAUUCUCCAGUUGGUGCUGGAUUUUCAUAUUCCGACACGGACCGAGGAUACGUGUCAAGUGAUACCAAAGCUGUCAACCAAAUUCUCAUCUUCCUCAGAAAGUGGUUUGAAGAGCAUCCAGAGUUCUUGUCAAAUCCUCUAUAUAUCGCCGGUGAUUCGUACUCUGGCAAGAUAGUGCCAACCGUCGCCUCUGAAAUCGCCAGGGGUAAAGAAGGUGGCCAUGAACUAAAUUUCAAUCUAAAGGGCUACCUCGUAGGCAAUCCAGUCACAGAUUCUAACUUUGAUGAUCCAUCCAAAAUUCCAUUUGCUCAUGGGAUGGGUAUCAUAUCGGACGAAAUAUAUGAGUCAUACAAGAAGAGCUGCAGUGUUGGCGACAACAGCCACCAAAGCAUUGAGUGCAUCAACAGCCUUUACGCCAUACAAGAGUGCCUCAAAGGCAUAUGCCCGAACCAUGUUCUGGAGCCCGUCUGCGCUUUUGCGAGUCCUCAUGCUCACAAGAUGGAGACGAAGCCAAACCUAAAUUCAGGCCCGAGGGAGAUGCUCCAGCUCCAGGAGUAUACUGCAGAUGCACAGCUUAACUUGUCUGAGAUUUCAUUGCAGUGCAGAACUGCAGGAUACAUAAUGUCCAGCGUAUGGGCAAACAAUGCCUCAGUAAGAGAGGCUCUUGGUAUUCACAAGGGCACGGUUCCUUCAUGGUCAAGGUGCAACUACUCCAUACCUUAUACUAGUGACAUUCCAAGUACGGUGAAGUACCAUCUGGACGUGACCACUAAGGACUACAGGAGCCUUGUUUACAGUGGCGAUCAUGACAUGAUUAUACCUCAUAUCGGCACGCAAGCCUGGAUUAAGUCCCUUAAUUUCUCUAUUAUGGAUCACUGGAGGCCAUGGUUUGUCGAUGGGCAAGUUGCAGGAUUUACAAGGUCAUACUCUAAUAACCUUACAUUCGCAACUGUGAAGGGUGGUGGGCAUACUGCUCCGGAGUACAUGCCAAGGCAGUGCUUUGCUAUGUUUGCACGGUGGAUUUCUGGUGAUCCCCUUUGAUGCCCUACAUUCGAGCUUCAAGCUUCGUUAAUUAGUUACUCGGUGCAUUACAUUGCAAGAGAAAUGCAUUGGUUGGUAUAGAGUUUUGCAAGCAAGCUGGUGUACAAAGGAACAAUGAAAAGAAAUGUUUAAGGAAGCCUGGUUUAUAAUGCAAAUUCAUCUUAGGUAUGUAUCA
This is a messenger RNA of Setaria italica (foxtail millet), 1752 nucleotides long. Its product is annotated as serine carboxypeptidase-like 18. Gene Ontology annotation, biological process: proteolysis; secondary metabolic process. The record is from RefSeq and is a predicted model, not a curated record. Bases 117 to 1577 code for a protein of 486 amino acids. NCBI's taxonomy places the organism in Eukaryota, Viridiplantae, Streptophyta, Magnoliopsida, Poales, Poaceae. The transcript is spliced from 13 exons. Gene Ontology annotation, molecular function: serine-type carboxypeptidase activity; acyltransferase activity, transferring groups other than amino-acyl groups.